CCCACCCAACCCAACCCAACCCAAAAACUAUGGAUUUAUCGGAUUUGAGUCAUACGGGUUUUGAGUUAUAAAAAUUUCAACCGAUUUUUUAUUUUUCAGGCGAGUUCUGAUCGAGUCGUAAUUUUUCGCAUCAAUAAUGGGUAAUUUAUGAAAUCCAUCCAAAACAGUUCAAUAAAAUCCAUCUCAUUAUGAUGUAGGGUGAAUUUAAUCGGUUUGUAUGGACUGUUUCUUGUCAUAGUUAGAGAAUUCCCAAAAUAAGGAGUCCGAAAAUAUUUUGCUCUGGUAUGCAAUAAUGAUUUUAGUUGCGGUCAAUAAUCAUAAGUUAAAUCAAAGUUAAUUUUGCAAAAACGGUAAGCAAAGCUACAACUUUGAUCGAAUUUAGGAUCCGUCCAAAAUAAUUUUAAGAAAAUCCAAAUAUAGAAUACUAUUACCCACAUUUCUCAUUCUAUCAAAUUAUCAAAUGGAUUCGUCCAAAAACAAAAAAAAAAAUUGGAGUGAUUUUGUAACAUCCUAGCUCGGUCGAACACUACUUUUAUUAAAAUACCCUUAAUAAAUACUUAGCAUUAAAUACUUUGAAGAGAAGCGGAAAUAUAACAUAUUAAAUAAUACUUCAAAUAUGAACAAUCAUGAAAUACUUGUCUUAAUAAACAUCUUUCAUAAAACCGCAUCAAGUCUCUCGUCCUACUAAGGUAUACCCAAAGUUAACGUCUUCCUGUUGGAGUCCUCUAGAGCCAUUGAUCCUUGUCAGGAGCUGCUGAAUUUCUGAGCGUUCUUAUGGAGCUUCUACGAUCCCUGCAAAUGCGGUCGAUGGGGUCAGUCCAAAUUCUAAUUUCGUUGUCAGACUUAAGAGCAUAAUAUGCACAUGUGAUGCUUAUGAUACGUUAUUGGGUACAUUACUGUUAGUAUAUUAUUAUUAUUAUUAUUAUUAUUAUUAUUAUUAUUAUUAUUAUUAUUAUUAUUAUUAUCAUAUUCUCACUUAUACUCUUUUCUCCUUACUUAACUUGAAAUGGGAUCCCGCCCUCGACUUAACUAACACAAGCGUCUGGCACCAUCGUACAUGAACAUAUAUAACCUCCUCAUCUACAAGGAGUAACAUAACAUACCUCCCCAUCUACAGGGAGUAAUAGUGACCACUUCCGGCACCGAUCAUGACAUACAUAUCAUGAGCCCUCAUCUACAAGUAGGGUUGGUAAUCGGUGGGUUACCGGUUAACCGGUAAUCGGUUCCAGUUAACGGUAUACAGGAUUAGGGAAAACCACUGCCGACUGCUGGUACCGAAAAAUAGACGGUUUACCGUUUAUCGAAUAGCCGGUUACCGGUAACGAACCCGGUAACUCGAUAACCCUGGCAAUGAUGAAUUUUUCCCAGCGGCGAGUGAUCAUUAUCAUGUCCCGGCCGCGGCUCCGAAACUGAAAUCGAGAGUGAAAAGAGAUUUGGCCUCGAGAUGAAGAGAGCGUCACCGCGCAAGGGAGUUGCAUGGCACUGGAUAUGGAUUCGAGAGGGAGAGCGAGUCACCGGCGGUGUAUCCCGUAUCUGGAUCAAAAAUCGAGAGGGACUAAGCCCCGCCGCGCAAGGGAGAUAGCAUGUCGCCGGAUCUAGCCUCGAGAGGUAGAGAGAGCCGCCACGUGAAGAGUUUGCAUGGCAUCCGAUCUGGAAUCGAGAGGCAGAUCGAGAGCGACUCGUCGUAUUUUCCCAUAAAAUCUAGAAUUGGGUUCUGGGUUCUCCACAGCAGCGACGGCGAAGGUGGCAGAGGAGUGGAGAAAGGCGGUGGUUGGGUGAGCACAAACGAGCCGACGAAGAACACAGCUCUUUCAGUUUCAACAGCUAUUUCCAGAUCUGGCGACGUAUCGGACACCCUCUGAGAUGACGAAUCGGCGACGACGUGGUCUAGGUCAACGAAUCGAGAAAGAGAGGAGGAGGGGUUUCAUCUGUUUAUGGGUUUGAAGAGAAUUGUUUCUCGAUGGAGAUGGAGAGAGAGGAGAGAACAUAGGAGAGGACGGAAGGCAUUAAACUGAUGGAAAAAUUUGUUUUUGAUUAUAUAUUGUAUAUGCAUUAAACUGAUUAAUCGCAGAUUAUUAACCGGGUCUUGUUCGGUAUACCAUCAGCUUUGUUACCCCUAUCGAAUACCGUAACCGCCCGGUUAACGGUUAACAAGUAAUCGCCUGUUACUGGUACGGUUACCGGUUAAACCGUUAACCAGAUAACCAUUUACCAGCCCUAUCUACAAGGUGCUCCUCAUCUACAAGGAGUAAGGUGGCCGCGUGAGACUAGUUAAGGGAGGGUUCUUAUUUUUACUUAUUAACUUGAUAUUUUAUACGUACUUGCUUGAACAACCUCUCAUACCAUGGAGAGACAUACUUAAUUUUGUACUUGCUUACUUGACUUAAGAAGUUGAGCUUACUUAGCUGAUCUCCCGUACAAUGGGAAGAUAUAAGCUUAUUAAGUUGCACUUGGUUGACUCAUAACGUAGUAAAGGGUGUAGCCACAAAUUAGUUAAGGUGGGUCUAUUUAUAAAAUAUUAAUAUAUUAAUAUUGAAAAAAUUAGUUAACGUCUCCUCUCUCGCUUCAGAGUACUACUUAUAGGGGUAAUUCUGUAGUGCAGUCACUGUAGCGGUGCAGUCUACAUGCUACCGGCUAUAGCCGGUCUUUGGCUUUUUAUGUUGCCGGGGCUGUGGAAACAAGCAAAAGCAUUUUCAAUUUUUUGUAAUUUAAAAAAUUGUUCAAUACUUUACAUAAAGGUCGUGUAAUAUUUUGUUUUCAUGUUUUCCACUUUUGUUCCAUUAUUUUUCAUUAAUAUGGGCCCGUAGAAAAACAAUAAAAAUGCAGAUUUUGGUUGGAAAUCUUCAAACUAAAUAUGAUAGUAUUACUUUAAAACUUUAAAUAUUUUCAUCAUGUAUUCACAAAAUUAAGUAUAAAUUAUCCUAAAAAUUCAAAUGAGAGAAUAUAAAUUAAAGAUAUUUGAAUCGUGGUAAUUGGAGAGAGAUUAAUUUCUUACUAAUUACUCUAUUUCUCAAAAAAAUUAUAUGUAAUUUUAGCUAUAUUUAUAACUAUUACCAAUAACUAAUAACGUGGCUCCGCCACUACAUGUUAUGUUUCUUAAUUAAAAGUAGAAUAGAAUUAUUUAUUUUGAAACAAAAAAUACAAUCUCUAUAAGUUUCUAGUCUAAUGGUAUAGUCUACAAACCAUUCAUACAGUGGUUGUGAUAAAUUUAUCCAACUAAUGAUCCUUAUAGCUAAAUGAUUUAGAUAUACAUAAAGUUUUUAAUAAGAUGAAUGGAAACCGAAUACGUAAAGAAUUCCCAACAUUUAGCAACAGUUGGCUCUUGCUACUAGACCUGGCAAUCGGUUCGGGUUGGGGCCUCGGGUUAUGGGUCGGGUCAUAUUGAUUUGGUUGAUUUUGGGUCAAAUAUUGGUCCAACCCAUCAAGUUUCAAUAUUUGACUCGAAAAUACUAAAACGUGUCAAUUAACAUGUUCUCAAAUCUUCUCAUGCUUAUGUAAGAAAAAAAUCACAAGAAACACAUGAUAUUUGAUUAUCCUUAAAUUUCAAACAUGUCUUACAAAUCCUUGUGAUUUUUUUUUUAAAAAUAUCUCACCAAUUUAUAAGUGAUUUUAUCAUUUUUGAAGUGAAAUGAAAUGAUACGGGUCUAACGGGUAACCCAUCCAACCCAAAAAACACGUGUUAAUCAGGUUCGAAUCAUUCGGAUUUCGGGUUAUAAAAACUUCUAUUUUUC
Messenger RNA from Linum trigynum, 3731 nucleotides. NCBI's taxonomy places the organism in Eukaryota, Viridiplantae, Streptophyta, Magnoliopsida, Malpighiales, Linaceae. The record is from the annotation of a GenBank genome assembly.